AUUCGGUAUCCUUCAAUUAGCAUUAUCGGACAAAACAAGGCGAUACUAGAAUCAAUUAAAUAGUUUUCAAUAAACGCCGCAGCGACAGUGGCGCCGACAUUUUCCAUAUAUCAGGGUUUGUUUUCACGAAUACUUCAUUCCACCGUAAAUCGUCCUCGCGUGAACACCUGAUCCUGACCGGUCCGCGCACGUGACACACAAGUGAAAGCCGGCUUUUCCACUGUUUGUCCUUCAAGAAAUAAUCAAUAAAAUUAUUUUUCCACCGUGUUUUACUCUUAAACGAGCCUAUUUUUUGUGAAUAUCAACACGGAGACAGUGCAACGGGAAGCGCUUGAAAGAUAUCGAUCCGCGUGAAAUUUUCGCGUUCAGCGCCAGCUUUUCGUCGCAGCGCAACCAAUAUUCCUACAAAAACGUUAAAACCGAAGAGUCAUCGUCACCGCCGAAGAGAUGGCGUUCAUGAUGCCGGUUAUGAAGAACGACUGGGACAUAUACAACUCGCAGCGGUCGCGGAAGACGUCCGAGAACGCGGAGAAAACGCCCGGCGGACGCGUGCGGAAGGUGUCGGAGUCACGGUCGGAGGGCCCGGCGCUGUCGCCGCGCUCGGCGUCCACGCUGAGCCCGCACCGCUCGGCGCCGGCCAUGCGCUCGCUGUCGUACUGCCGCGCGCCGCCGUCGCGCGUCUCGCUGCGCCACGCCGACAGCCCCAAGGGCUCGGCUAGCCCGCCGACGCCGAAGGCCCGCGAGGACAAGUUCCACAGCAGGGCGCGCGCCGAGUCUCCGCCGCGGGCCUCGCGCUGCGGGGCCUGCGUGCCCUACCUGUGACGGGGCCGACCCACGGCCCGGCCCCGAGCCUCGCGCGCGCCGACACACUAUCUGUGAUAUGUACGAACCGGAGGACUCUCGAGUUGAGUAAUGUUUGAAUGUGCUACUAAUAUGUAAUAAAUAACCGCCUGCUGGUUCUCGAGACGCUCAAGAACCUAUUCGACUUAAAUAUUUCUGUUUCAUCAACAUGACGCAAUAGUGUACCUUCUUUGCUUUCCUUCAAAAAUUUUGCCGAUGUUUAUUUAUUUAUACGGCCAUUUAAUUAUACCAUUGCGUAGACUUGUAAUCCAAAUUAUAGCCAAAAGGUUACACUUUUGCUGUUGCAUGUUCACUUGUGAAUUGUAAGGCAGUUUUAAUUAUAACUAUGUAGUAAGUCAUUGUAAUACGAAGCAUUGAUUCGGAGAAGGUUGUCAGUCAGUAUUAGGUUGUAAUGUAUUGUAUAACGGCUGUUUGAAUGGAUUAAGACUGCGUUAGGGUAAGUUCGCCGUAGGACGAGUCGGGCUAUAUAAUAUCCGAUAAAUAGAAACAGUAUACCUAUGGCAGUUUCAACAUGCUAUCUGUGAUUCGUUGUUUGUAAGUUUACGAGGAGUUAUUUAUUUUAGCAGUAUUGAUGAACACCCACUCUGAUGUUUAUGUAUGUUUCGUUUCAUAUUUCUGAAAUGUGAUCCACUGAAAAUAUUAAAUUUGUAGUAGGUCAUACACAUUUGAGUUAGAUUUAUGGUCCUUCAUAUUAAUAUUUUCUACCCCCUUAAAAUAUUUUUUUUUUGUAUUUUUUUAAACUUCAUCUGUUAGAAAGAUCUUGAGUUGCAAUCAAGGUUUACAAAACGACUAAUGAAAAAUGAGCAUCGACCAAAUACAAAAAGUUAAUACAAUUAUAUGAAUAACGACAUUAAAGAGUACCUUAUUAUUCUAGAAAUAUACAAGUAUUGUUAAUGAAAACUGUCGAUAUUGUUACAUUUAGGCAAAACGAGAUUUAGUCGUCAAUAGACAGUGAGAAUAAUAAUAAAUUUUAGUUUUAUAGUUGGUUGACAUAAGGGGUGUAGGUAGCUCCAUUUAUUUUAAUCUUUUGUUAUGGAUUUUGCAUGAGUUUAUGUGAUGUUUAAAUACCUAAUUGUGUAUUUCAUCGACUCGACUGUGUAAAUGGACCAGCUUUAUAAAAUGUUUAUAAUAGUAUAUUAUAUCUAUUUCAAUUGUCAGUGAAACUGAAUCGGUUCAAUGGAUUUGUUACCGAUUAAUUAGAAAAUUCUAAAUUUUAAGGCAUAUCUGAAUCUUUUUUAUAAUGUUAGUACUUAUUAAAAUAUGUAUUUAGACGUUAAAAAUGUUCACUCCUUGCCAUAAAUUCCGUCUAGAAUGUUUACAACCAUGAAAUAGGAAUAUUGGUUAGGGGUGAAGUACGUACGUGAAUCCAUUCACUAUUGACAAUGCAUUCGUGUACGUUUCAGUUCCUUGAAUCAAACUGCCAUACAUUUUGGAACUUGCCACAUUGUACAGUCACCACACGGGAUUGUUAUGCCAUUUAGGGAUCUUGCUAAAUUGGAAAUUCUAUAGUGUAAGUAUUGAACAACCAAUUUAGCUAGGACCCUAAAUGGCGCAAGAAUCGCGGAGCGUGAUGGUACCUCGGUGGCAAAGGGCAGGAGCCACAAAGGACAUCCUUGCACUUUGCCAACGACACGUUUUGUAAGAUUAGCCCUCAAUUUUUCCACAAUUUGUAGUUCUUUGUCAAUGUUUAUCUGGUUUCUAAUAAGUAAAUAUCUUCUUGUAUGUCUAUGUCCAAAUAGUACCUAUAUGAAUGUAUGCAAGCAAUGUCUGAUUUAAAUACAUAUAAAGCUUAUUAUCUAAAAA
Messenger RNA from Cydia splendana, 2664 nucleotides. RefSeq lists its product as uncharacterized. NCBI's taxonomy places the organism in Eukaryota, Metazoa, Arthropoda, Insecta, Lepidoptera, Tortricidae. Bases 448 to 822 code for a protein of 124 amino acids. The transcript has 2 exons. The record is from RefSeq and is a predicted model, not a curated record.